Molecule: messenger RNA, 657 nt
Organism: Dovyalis caffra
Lineage: Eukaryota; Viridiplantae; Streptophyta; Magnoliopsida; Malpighiales; Salicaceae
Source: the annotation of a GenBank genome assembly
AUGAAGACUAUGUUACUACCACUCUCCUUCCUUCUCCUGGCUUCCACAUUGACACUGCUCCCUGAAGCAGUUCAUGCUUCAAAGAAUGAUCCAGUUCUUGACAUGAAAGGAUCGGGGGUUCUCCCUGGUAUUCCAUAUUACCUGAUAUCAGGUCAAUGGCCCCUUGGUGGUGGUGUUGUCAGCCUAGGCAAAGGUGCAAACGAAACCUGCCCAGUUGAUGUUGUUCUACUGGAAAACCUUUGUGCUAAAGGUACGCCAGUAAAAUUUACGGUUGCAAGUGGGGAAGGAUUUCGUAUCACUGAUUCAACUGAUUUAUACGUCAGUUUUGAUACCACCUCAAACUGUACUAAAGAAUCAAUGGUGUGGAAGCAUGAGAGUAUCAACUGUACAUCAACUGAGUUUCUGACAAUUGGCGGAGUUGAAGGUGAGGUCAAUACCAUAUUCCGGAUUGUCAAUGUCGGCGGCCUGUUUGGUCCCAGCUACAAGCUUGUGGCUUACAAGUUAUCUUCUUAUGGUCUUCUUCUUUCCACUAGUAAUGUUGGCGUUGUGUUCAACGUCACAACAGGAAUGAGACGUUUGGCUUUGACUAAAAAACCAUUAACUUUUUCAUUUGAAGUGGCUCUGCAUUAUGAUGCAGGUUUAAAAGAAGUGGUGUGA